AUGCAUCAAAGAUAUGCUUACAUGAGCAGCUGCACCCUCAUCGAUCUUAGUGUUGUUAAAAGUGUCAAAGAGGGGCGUAUCUUUAAGCAGAGUAACAAAAUUGCGCAAUAUUCUUUAGAAAUUGUUUACGAUGCGUUUCUGCAUCUGAAGAACGCGUCUGACCCAGUGGAGCUAAAGGCAUUUGUCGAUAUGCAUUUUUCCGAACCAGGAAGUGAGCUACAGGAUUGCAUUCCAGUGGACUGGCAGAGGGAGCCGAAGUCGUUCACCUUCAUUAAGGAUAUGCGAUACAGGUUGUGGGCUUAUGACAUUCAUUUGAAGUGGAAGCAUCUGUGCAGACGAGUAAAAGACAGUGUUCGAAAAAACGAACAACUUCAUUCACUUAUUCCUGUACCGCGGCAGUUCAUCGUACCUGGUGGUCGAUUUCGAGAAUAUUAUUAUUGGGAUUCGUACUGGAUCAUAAAAGGCCUCCUGUUGUCUGGAAUGAACAUAACCGCGAGACACAUGAUAGAAAACCUUGCGUACAUGAUUGACAAGUUUGGAUUUGUUCCAAACGGCGGGCGAAUAUAUUACAAAAAUCGAUCCCAUCCUCCCAUGCUGGCUAUGGCCGUACACGCGUAUUACCUGGCCACGUACGACUCUGAUUUCGUGAAGACGUUGCUGCCUACCAUCGAAAGGGAAUUAAAAUUCUGGGAUCGCAACCGGUCGGUGACUGUGCGAACGAAAUCUGGGGCUUUGGCGGCUCUGUACCAGUACAGAGUGGAAGCAGGCUAUCCACGCCCUGAAUCAUACUGGGAAGACGUGCGGACGGCAGCUGCCCAAAAAACAGAGAGAGACAAAGCGAAGCUUUGGUCCAACAUCGCAUCUGCCUGCGAAUCAGGCUGGGAUUUCAGCUCCCGAUGGUCAGGCAGGAAGCAAGACUUUACACUGGACAGCAUCCGUACGUCGGAGAUUGUGCCCGUGGAUCUGAAUGCGCUGAUCUGCGGCAACCGACACAUUUUGUCGAAGCUUUUCGCCGUCGCCGGCGACGACGUGAACGCCAUGAAAUACGAACGCCAGUUUCAGCAGGCGACGGCUGCCGUCGAGGAUGCGUUCUGGGACUCGUCGCACGGCGUAUGGCAUGACAUCAACCUGGCAGUUCAGCAGAGAACGACAGAUUAUUACGCGUCUGACUUCUUCCCUCUGUUCACCGGCUGCGUUCGGCACAAGAAGGACAUCGGCUCGUGGGACCAGCCGAACAGCUGGCCGCACCUCAAUCAUGUGCUCAUCGAGGGACUGCGCUCGACAGACGAGCCGGUGGCCAAACAGCUGGCGUUCAAGCUGGCUAAGAAGUGGCUCGAGACCAACUACAUCGUCUACAUUCGCAGUGGCGGCAAGAUGUUCGAGAAGUACAAUGUGUUUACUUGCGACACUGCUGGCAGAGGCGGCGAGUACGACGUUCAAGAAGGGUUCGGCUGGACCAACGGCGUGGUACUUGAUCUGCUGCUGACGUACGGUAACGUUCUAGAGGCUCCAGCUGUACCGAUGUAG
Molecule: messenger RNA, 1527 nt
Organism: Soboliphyme baturini
Lineage: Eukaryota; Metazoa; Nematoda; Enoplea; Dioctophymatida; Soboliphymatidae
Source: the annotation of a GenBank genome assembly